CGAAUAAGUACUAAACGCUCAAGCCUUCCAUUUGCGAAAACUGACCUGUAAGUGCCAUUGGAUAUCUCCAGCACUCAAGCGAAGCACCAACUCACCGGCCCGCCCGCUCGUCCCGUAGCAGUCGUCGGUGGCAUCACCUCGCCGUGUCUCUACCUGCGCCCCCAGAGCAGCAGCAAACUCCAACGAUGGUCAUGGAAUCAUACGAGGAACCCGAGAUAUCUUCGGAAACAAAGACGGACAGCAACGGCGCCGCAAUUCGGUUUGAGCGGCGUAUCACAGCUGCGGCCGGCGAAAGCGUGACCGCCCCGCCGCCAGCCAAGGAUGACUCCGUGAAUCCGGAUGGCGGCGAGCUCGGUCUCGGGCCUGGGGCCGCAGAAAGAAGAGACGAGGAGGAGGAGGAACAUCCCGAGGAUCUGCUCACCGCCGAAGAACCCAAGAUCGAAACUGUAGCCCCCGCCAACGAGGAUUUGGAACCAGAGGCGGCCAAACCGCCGCCUAAACAAAAAACUGGAACUGUUAUGUUUCGCGACAUACCCUCUCCGUUAGACCCCAGGAUUAGCUACGACUUGAGGUAUUCGGAUCCUCGGGAAUGGGAGAAGGAACAGACGUUUCAAUCCAUGGGUCUAAAGAUCCGGGCAGCCACUAAAUACGUCGAGUAUAUCCAGCAUCUCGAGGACAGACUGAAUGCAGUUGAAACAACCCAGGCAGGCUUGCCUUCCAAGUCGGAAGAAGUAGUUGCAGUAGAAGAGGCUUCUCCUGGGGGUGAUGAAGGCACGGCAGAAGAAGCACCGAAGAAUACAGUCGUGGGCGAUAUCCAGUAUCACGUCGAUUACCUAAGCUCCAGAUAUUCAGGAGCCAGUAUCCACGCCACCGUUCCAGGAGAAGAGGCGUCAUUCGAACCGCAGGGGGAGCAAGACGUGAAAGAUGUUCUGCAUGCGAUCGAGGUUCGAAAGAAGAUAUACGUGCGUGAUAUUAGGAGAUGGGUUGGGUUCGAGGCGAUACCGUCUCAGAUCGUGAUCAACUCUCCGUAUCUCGCCAACGCCAUCAGGACCAUAGUCAAAUACUAUCCUAACGAAUCACUGACCGACGACAACCUGAUAUUCUCCGAACCAUACCCAUUACUUUACCAUCACUUUUCCGACCUGGAAAAUUAUGCGACGCUGUAUCCCCAGCACGACGAUAUGGAAACCAGAGUCGAGCACAUCAAUCUCCUUCUCGGUUUUCUACGGAAGUCUGUGCUGCCGGCUUGGGAGACGGAGAAGGCACUUCAUAAUGAUCCGGUGCCAAGAUGUAGCUUCCAUAACCUUUGGAUGAUCUUCAAGCCCGGAGACGACGUAAUCACCAACCAGACUCACGAUUUUCCUAGAGGGAUGGUGGUCAGAGCUGUAGCCCUCAGUGACUCGUACUACGAGAAAGCGAACGUUUACAAUAUUGAGUGUUGGUACAUCGAGUAUGACGGGAAUAAAUGGGGCAGGUGCACCCAGAUGUUCUGGAUCCCUUACUUCAAGGACCCGCGAGAGAUUCAAUCACUGGAGAUCUAUCCUGUUAGAUAUCACAAAGAUAGGACUGAAGGAAAAAGCUUGGUGAAGGAGUUGGAAGAGCGUGGAAACAAGAUGUUUGAACUCCAUAGGAGAUCUCCAUUGCAUAUCGAGUACAAUGGCAACACUUUUGCGUACGAGUAUCACCCACCACUCCACGUCGAAAGCCGAUGUGUUAUUGAUUCCGCAAGCUAUCACCGAUACGAGCUUUCUUUCCCGGGAUUUGAAGACGAGAAGCUGAAGGAGAACAACAAGGCAAGCUGCGACUGCAGGCAGUGCCGCAAUGACUCGGGCACCAAAUUCGCCGACCCUGGGGGGAAGGAACCCUUUUUUGGAUACGAAAGCUUGGAGAAGAGCAAGGCACCUACCGCUCAUCAAUGUUUCCUCAUCAACAACCGUCUGUAUGGUUGGAUCUUGAAGGAUCGACGGUGGACGAAUCUAAAUGUCGAUUACAUCUCCGAGAUCCUAUCAAACAGGGAAGUGUUCGAUAAUCUCAUUCUGCCAGAAGGAAGAACCGAUAUCAUUAAGGCUCUUGUGCAAUCACAUGUGCAGAGGUCGCCGGAUGAUAAAUCCGGUGACAAGACAUAUGAGCUGUACUCGGCCGAUGCCAUCCGAGGGAAAGGGCAAGGCCUUCUGGUUCUCUUACAUGGUGCUCCAGGCACGGGAAAGACUAGUACUGCAGAGUGCGUUGCUGAGUACACAAUGAGGCCAUUGUUUCCCAUCACCUGCGGGGAUAUCGGAAUCGACCCAAGCGAGCUGGAGAAGAAUCUUCAACAGAACUUCCGGCUCGCCCAUCACUGGAAUGCUAUCUUGCUCCUCGACGAGGCGGAUGUCUUUUUGCAACGACGAGAACUAGAUGACCUCGCAAGGAACAGUCUAGUAUCUGUAUUUCUGCGGAUCCUAGAGUACUACAAAGGCAUCCUAUUCCUUACGACGAACCGUGUGGGUACGUUCGACGAAGCAUUCACCUCACGGAUCCACGCCAUCGUCUACUACCCACCUCUCGGCGAAAACGACCGCGUUAGGAUCUGGGAGAACCACAUCAAGCGCUUCGAAAAGGCACGACAAGACUUCCGUGUGGCCAGUAAUGCCACAAGGUACAUCCAUUCGGACGAACUGCGAAAGCUGGAAUUCAACGGACGCCAGAUCCGAAACUUGUUCCAGACGGCGGUCAGCUUGGCGUUAUACGAGGCCCGUGGUGACGAUGAGCGCCCGCGGCUGCAGGCAGACCAUUUGAAGCGUGUGGUCAGGCUAUCACUCGACUUCCAGAAGUACCUGGAGAAGACACGGGCGUCGGAUAGUCUCAUCGCCAAAGAGGACAUGAUCCGACGAGAUGAUUAUGGGCAGCGGAGGAGAAGAAGGUCUAAAAAGGGGAUGAAGAAGCACGUGGUGGUGGAAUCCGAGUCCGAAUCCGAGUCCGAAUCCGAGUCCGAAUCCAGUUCAGAAUCCGAGGAAAGUGAGGAAGAGGAACAGAGGCCGGCUAAGAAGAAGGGGAAGAAGAGGAAGGAUAAGAAGAAGAAGAAGAAGAAGAAGGCAGAGUCGGGUGAAAGUACUGGCGAGGACAAGCCGGCGCCAAAGAGCAAGGCAAAGCCUAAGCAGAAAAAGAAGCACGAGGUGGUUGAGAACGACGAUAGCAUUGACUCGUCUUUGAGGGGGUCGAAAAGUAAGGGAAAGUCCAAGGAGAAAAAGGAGCAGGAGGAGGACGACGAUAGCAUUGACUCGUCUUUGAAGGAGUCGAAAAGUAAGGGAAAGUCCAAGGAGAAAAAGGAGAAAAAGGAGCAGGAGGAUUACGACAAUGGCAUUGACUCGUCUUCGAGGUGGACGUAAAUCAAGGGAAAGUCCAAGGAAUAAAAGGAGCAGGAGGACGACGAUGGAGGGUCUUCGGCGGAGGCGAGUGAUGUUAGCCCGUGAGCGUGGCUGUGGGGGAGGAGUGUACAGGGGAUACUGGGCAAUGUACAAGGACAUAUCUCUAUCUCUAUUGAUUGCUUUUGAACCGGUGCCCCGCACUUCGUACCUGCUAGUAUUCACCUUGCGCAUUGGACCUGUGGGGGAUUUUGUGGACGAAGAGCGGCAAAAUCGAGGACCGGAAGCUUGAACUGUUUGCCGGGACGAAAUAGAAAGUUGUGUCCUGGUCUUUGCACUUAGGUAGGUACACGACUUCUUCAGAAGUACAGAUGUCGGCAUAUAUUUCGACCCAUCACGAUCGCGAGUAAUCAGCACUGGGUGCAGGGAGCUGGUGA
This is a messenger RNA of Tricharina praecox, 3778 nucleotides long. RefSeq lists its product as uncharacterized. The transcript has 11 exons. Lineage: Eukaryota; Fungi; Ascomycota; Pezizomycetes; Pezizales; Pyronemataceae. The record is from RefSeq and is a predicted model, not a curated record. The coding region runs from base 186 to 3365 and encodes 1059 amino acids. Gene Ontology annotation, molecular function: ATP binding; ATP hydrolysis activity.